This is a messenger RNA of Trypanosoma cruzi, 645 nucleotides long. RefSeq lists its product as uncharacterized. The coding region runs from base 1 to 645 and encodes 214 amino acids. The record is from RefSeq and is a predicted model, not a curated record. The transcript has a single exon. Lineage: Eukaryota; Euglenozoa; Kinetoplastea; Trypanosomatida; Trypanosomatidae.
AUGGCCACACAUCCGGAAAAUGCGCAAAACUCACCCAUGGGGGGUCAUGCAAGAGAGCCCGUGCAAGAAAACAAUGCGCAACCACGGACUGUGAACGGCCUUCCGGUCCCGGUGCGAGUACGCGCCAUUGAUGAUCAGGGAUAUGAAUUCACAAAACACGCAUUACGGUUUCGAGGAGAAGACUGGGACAUUGUACUCAACUCCAAGCGUGACGAACUUAGAAUUGCAUUUACGACAGAGGCGGCAGAGGCUACAGCGGAGCCGGAAAGCAAUAUUGUAAACAUCCGCUUUUUUGUGGAUGAGUCUGGUCGACUUAUCGUGAAGUUCAGCGUGCGUCACAAGGCACAAACAUCGGGCUCCGCCGUGCAAGAUCGUCUUGCAACAUACCCGUACAAGGCAGUGAUGGCCUUGUACAAACCCCGUGUGAAGAAACCAAGAAAGUGUACCAGCCGUUGGUCUUCCUCAUUUACAGGCUCGUUUGCUCGACAACGGCGGCCACAACCAUCAGUCAGCUGCUAUGGACACGCAGCGGCAGAUGUUGGCCCCAACGGACUGGAGUUUCGCGAUAAGAAGGAGAUUGAAGAAAUGCUGCCGAUUCCUCCAGAAAAGAUAGCUGAACCCCCAAUAACAACCAUCAUCGCCUAA